AUGGGCUCGCAUGCAGAUGAGGCCCUGCAGCAGCAGGCUGAGGACGCUGAGCUGGAGCUGCUGCGGGAGCAGCAAGAUCUGCUGCGGCGGAUUCUGCAGCAGCAGCAGCAGCAGCAAGAAGCCCAGCAGCAGAAGCAACAGCAGCAGCAGGGAGACCAGCAGCAGCAGCUGGACCCAAACGAGCAGCAGCAGCAAAUCGUCUCCUCAGCAGGAGCCCUCCAGUGCGUGCUGCCAGCCUCCACGCGCUGGCACUGCAGCAGCAGCUGCAGCAGCAGCCCCUUAACAGGGGACUGCCUCUUAGUAACAAAGUCUCUGCUGCUGCUGCUGCAGCUGCGCUCUGGCUCUCCGCUGUCGCUGCUGGACUGCGGCACCAAGGCCAAGCCUCUGGCAGUCUCAUGGGCUUUAACGGCAGCAGCAGCUGCUGCUGCUGCUAGCCCAGCCACCAGCAGCAGCAGCAACAGCAGCAGCAGCAGCAGCAGCGGGAUACGGCAAAAGAAGGUCUGCCCCACGUUUGAGAUCCUAGGCUCUCUCUUCUUCAGCGCCCAUGGAGACCGCACGGUGCGGCUGUGGCGGCUGCAGCAGCAGCAAAUCGAGCUGCUGCAAGUCAGCUGUCAGCAGCAGCAACAGCAGCAGCAGCAGCAGCAGCGUAUAUCUGGGCAGAUGCCCCGUGCUGCUGCAGUCUCGUCGCACCGGCAGCACGUGGGGGACCCUGAGGCAUUGGCAGCUUGCUGCGGGUGUCUGCAGCCUGCCUGCUGCACCCCCGCAGCAGCAGCAGCAGCAACAACAGCAGCAGCAGAGAGCCGCCUGUGGCUGCUGUGCGUGAGUGGAGACGCAAAAGGCAAAAUUGUCAUUUGGAAGCAAGAGGGGCCCCCGUCUUCCUUCAGGGGCCUCCAGGGGGCCCCCAAGCCGCAUGCAGAAGCAGCAGCAAUGCAGCCGCUGCAGGAAAAGAUAGUGGAGUUGGCGCUGCUGUGGGCACGAGGCAGCUGCUGCAGCAGCAGCGGCAGCUGCUGCGCUGCCCGCCCUCCCUGGCUGUGUCGCGCGGCCUACCCUGCUGCUGCUCCCGCUGCUGCUGCUGCGGCUGCUGCUGCUGCACCGUCUCCCAGCAGCAAAGAACCCAUGGGCAGCUGUGCAGAAACAGCGCAGCUAGCAGCAGCAGCAGCAAACCCUACGCACUCCCCGGAAGCGCCAGAAGCAGCAGCAGCAGCAGCAGCAGAUCCUGUUGCUGCUGCUCCCCACCUCCUCAUCCUUACAACCAGCUUGGACCGCCACCUUGUCUUGUCUGCUCUGCCGCUGUCUCCCGAUGCUGCAGCUGGGCGAGGUCGGGGGGACGCAGCUGCAGCUGCUGCUGCAGCAAACGAGGCCCCUGCAGAAGAGGCAGCAGCUGCAGCAGCAGCAGCAACUGCCGCAGAUGGGGAGCCUGCUGCUGCAGUCCCCGGCAGCAGCCCUGCUGCUGCGAAGUCCGACUUGCCUCCUGCGGCAGCAUCGCCAGCGGAAGCCUCUUCUCCCGAGUCUGGGUCAGCAGCAGCAGCAGCAGCAGCUGCUGCUGCUGCUGCUGCAGACUCGGAAGAAGAGGCAGCCGCUGGCGAUGCUGCCGCAGGAGCCGCCGCCGCAGCUGCUGCUGCUGCUGCUGCUGCUGCUGCUGCUGCUAACGCCCCACAGAAGGCAAGCCUAAUGUGGAGGCUGGGCUGCUUAGGCGGCUGGGUCCAGUCACUGUCUUCUUCUCUUGUUUAUCCUUCUCGAGUUUCUGUUGCUUGUGGAGAUGCAACAAUUCGUGCUGCUGAUAUAUCUUCUGCUGGGGGUGCACAGCUGCAGCAGCUGCUGCCGCUGCAGCCGCUGCUGCCCAUGGUAGAGCCUGAGGUUUACUUGCUGCCACCAGCGGUUGCUGCUGCUUCGGCUGCUGCGCAGCAGCAGCAGCUGCAGCCAGCGCUGCCCUUCCCGGCUGCCCUGCCACCCCUGCCGCCUCAAAACGAACAACAGCAACAGCAGCAGCAGCAGCAGCAGCAGCAGCAGCAGAAGCCGCUGCAGCGGUCCCCCCUUGAGCUUCUCAGCUGCUGCAAACCCUUCUCUUCUGCUUUGUACUGGAGAGAUCUGCAGGCAGCAGUAGCUGCGGUGUCUGUACACCCGCGCUGGCCGGGCCUUGUGGCCUUCGGGCUGGGGGACGGCCAUUUCGGUUUGCUGCAGCAGGAGACUUCUGAGGGCUGGCAGCAGCAGCAGCAGCAGCGCGCUGUCACUCUCCUCUCCACCAGACAGGCCCUAGUUGCCCCCACUACUGAGCUCUGCUGGCUGCGGCUGCCGCACUGCUGCGGCGCCUGCUGCUCUGCCAGCAGCAGCAGCAGCAGCAGCAGCAGCGAAGGACCUGCGGCAGCCGGCCAGGCAGGCGAGGAAACGGACGUGGACACCGCAGCGGCUUGUGCCGCUGCUGCAGAAGGUGCAGAGGCGUGGCAGGAGGGGACUCCUCGUCAGGCAGAAUUGCAGCAGCAGCAGAAGCAGCAGCAGCAGCAACAGCGGCAGCAGCAGCCCGCAUGGCUGCUGGUCGCGGGAACAGCAACAGGGCAAAUACUUGUUUCUCAGCCCUGCAUGCCAGCAGCCCAGCCAGCGCAGCCGCAGCAGCAGCAGCAGCAGUGGCGGCGUCAGGAGCAGCAGCAACAGCAGCUGCAGCAGCAGCACGAAGAGCAGCAGUGCUGCAGCCCCGUGGUUGUGGCUUUCGCGGAAAACGACUCCCCGGCAGAGGCAGCAGCAGAAGCAGCUGCUGCUGCUGCAGGGCCUCGCGUGCGAAUGGAGCAGCUUUCAGGGCUGCUGCCGUUCGCUGUGUCUGUGCCCAGAGGCCUCCCCGCUGCAGCAUUAGCGGCACUGCAGCAGCAUGUCGCUGCAGCAGCAAAGGUGCUCGGCUACAGCCCUGAGGCUGCUGCGUCUUGUGCUGCAGCUGCCAGCGCAGCCCAGGCCCAGCUGUUGUGCGUCUUCGACGGCAAACUGCAGCAGCGCCAGCAGCAGCAGCAGCAGCAGCAGCACCCGCACGGCAAACAGCCCCAGGUUCACUUACACGUCAUGGCAGCAGUGGUGCCGCCGCACAGGACCAGCAGCAGCGAUCCCAACCCCAGCAGCACAAGCAGCACCAGCAGCAGCAGCAGCAGCGGGGCGGCGGCCCCGGUGGCUUUCGUUUCCCUGGGAAGGCUCCCUCUGUCCCUCAGCAGCAGACCAACAGCAGCAGCAGUUUGGGAGGGCGAGACCAGCAGCAGUGUCCCUUGCUGCAGCCCAGAGGCUGCUACAGCCACUCAGGAUGGUGCAGCAGCAGCAGCAGCAGCAGCAACACGCCCUGCGUGUGAGUUCUCUGCGACAGAAGCGCUGCUGGCCGUAGGUGACGCUGAGGGAGGUCUUUGGCUUGCUGCUUGGCGGGAGUUGUUGCUGCUGCUGUUGCUGCAGCAAAGCGCGCAGCGCUCAAUAGCCGAGACCCGGGCUUUGUUGGACAUCUGCUGCUGCAGCCACAGCAGCAUUGCGGCUCACGCAGCAGCAGCUGCUGCUGCAGCGACGCCUGCGAGCAACGGCGCCGGGGGAAACGCCGCAGCUCAGCAGCAGCAGCAGCAAAAGAGCAGCAGCAGCAGCAGCUGGGCACUCACUAGCCUGGCCUGGGUCCUGCGGUGGACCCGAGACCCCAAGGGGCAGCUAAGCCGCCCCCAAUUCCUUCUGGGAGCCACCUGUGCGGGAGGUGCUGCUGUUGUGGUUUCAGUUGCUUCUGCUGCGGCGCCGGGGGCGCAGCAGGAAGCUGCUGCAGCAGAGCAGCAGCAGCAGCAGCACCAGCAGCAGGGGAGGCCGGGGGCAGGGGCGGCGCUGCAGCACCUGCGACGUAUCAAACCUGCAGCGACGCCGCUGGCCUGCCUCCGCAGCUGCUCGGGGGCCUCUGUGGAGCAGCAGCAAAGCGGGGGCCAGCUGCUGCGCUGCUGCUGGGUGGAGCAGCUGGUGCCCUACGCGGUGCUGCUGCUGAUAGGGGGAGUCGAGCAAUGCGUCUUUCUAUGGGACCCUCUUCGCCUGCCUCUGUACCCUCCCCCUAGCAAGAAGCCCUCUACAGCAGCAGCAGCAGCAGCACCGAAGGCGGGGCACGCCAAAGCAGCAGCACAGCAGCAGCACGAAGCUGGAACAGCCCCUGCCAGCCAGGCAGCAGGCGCUGCCGCCAGUGGCGACCUGCGUGAGGGGACCCCCGCAACAGCAGCAACAACCACAGCAGCAGCUGCAGCAGCAGCAGCAACGGAAGCAGCUCCCAGCAUAGCCGCCUCAAACACGCCGUCCUCUCCCGCGGCUAAGAGCAGUGCAGCAUGUGGGACAGAAGCGUCUGUUAAAUUGGAAGCAGCUGCAGCAGCAACUGUUAACUUCAGUGAACCUGCUGCUGCUGCUGGGGCAGCUGCUGCUGCAGUAGAGGGAGCCUGCUGCGGUUGUGUCAAUUCAUCCCAAGGGCUGCAGCAGCUGCGGCAGCACUGCAGCAGCCUGAGGGUUGACAGCUUUAGUAAAGCUGCAGUGGAGGCAGCAACUAUGUACGUAGACGGCCAGUUGCUGCAUGGGCAACCAGAGCAGCAGCUGCAGCAGGAGCAGCAGGAGCAGCAGCAGGAGCAGCAGAGCGCGUGGCUGCUGCUGUUCUUGCUGGGGGACAACAGCCAAGCCGCGCGGGCUGCUGCUGCGGCAGCUCUUCCUUGCCUUCUCAGCGGCUCAAAGAAGGAAGACCCCUCCGGCUUUGCUGCUCGCCUCGCGGCCUUGUGGCUUUCGGGGCCCCACGCGGCCCUUGAGCUGCACGGGGAGCUGCCGUGGCAGCAGCAGGAGAUGCAGCAGGAACUUGCAGCCGGGAAGCUCCUUGCGGAAGCCAGUGACAGCAGCAGCAGCAGCAGCAGCAGCAGCAGUUGCUGCUGCUGCUCUUGGUUCUGGCUUGCCGUUGCUGCAGCAAUGGGCCUCCACCCCGCAGCGCGGACUUCGCUAGCUGGCAGCUUCCUUUCUUCAAACAGGUCAUGCAGCUCUCCUCAUAUGCGAGCUGCGCUGCUGCUGGUGUGUGGGUUGGCGGCGGAGGCAGUGGAGGUGUACAUACACUCCAAUUUGGUUUCUUUAGCGCUUCUUUUGGCCCGCCUGCAUUUGCCGCGGGACCACCCGCUGCAGCGCGAGGCCCUAGACUCCUGGCUAGCUGAAGCUGCAGAGCAGCAGCAGCAGCAGCAGCAGCGGAUAGGCCGUUUGCUGCGGCUGGCGCUGCAGCUGGAGAGCCGCUCUUUUGUCAAGUAG
Molecule: messenger RNA, 5253 nt
Organism: Eimeria tenella
Lineage: Eukaryota; Apicomplexa; Conoidasida; Eucoccidiorida; Eimeriidae
Exons: 6
Coding region: 1-5253 (1750 amino acids)
Biological process (GO): regulation of transcription by RNA polymerase II
Cellular component (GO): SWI/SNF complex; nucleus
Molecular function (GO): protein binding; transcription coregulator activity
Source: RefSeq, a predicted model, not a curated record